CCGCAAAUUAGCCACAGCACUGCCUUUACCCACACGCAACUGCCUCUUGGCGGCGGCGCGAAACAUCCGUCGGAGCAGGAGCUAGGGUUUCGGCGAGAUGUCGGCGUACGACGAAGUGGAGAUCGAGGACAUGGAGUGGAACGCGGAGCUGGGAGCGUACACGUACCCGUGCCCCUGCGGCGACCUCUUCCAGAUCACGCUCGCCGACCUCCGCCUCGGGGAGGAGAUCGCGCGCUGCCCCUCGUGCUCCCUCUUCCUCACCGUCGUCUACAACGCCGAGGACUUCGCCGAUGCCAAGGAGCCGCCGCACAAGCCGUCCCCGCGCCCUGUCGCCGUCGCCUGAGGCGACCCGUGCACCGGCGAGAUGGGUGCUUGAAAUCAAUCUCAGAGCAGGGAGAGGAAUGAGAGUGCAUGUUUGACACACACACGGGAGCAUUUGUACUACUACUUGGAUGAGAAAACUCGAGUCAUCAUAUCGAUUGUUGGUUGUUAGCUGAUUUGUAUUGAUACGGUACAACGCAUCAUGAAUGACUGAUGCUUCGAAAUUUUGUUAGUGCAAUCUAUUCCUUCU
Molecule: messenger RNA, 571 nt
Organism: Phragmites australis (common reed)
Lineage: Eukaryota; Viridiplantae; Streptophyta; Magnoliopsida; Poales; Poaceae
Product: diphthamide biosynthesis protein 3-like
Exons: 2
Coding region: 98-343 (81 amino acids)
Biological process (GO): tRNA wobble uridine modification; protein histidyl modification to diphthamide
Cellular component (GO): cytosol; nucleus
Molecular function (GO): metal ion binding
Source: RefSeq, a predicted model, not a curated record